Rhizoctonia solani is the source of this 378-nucleotide messenger RNA. RefSeq names its product lipoic acid synthase. The transcript has a single exon. Bases 1 to 378 code for a protein of 125 amino acids. Lineage: Eukaryota; Fungi; Basidiomycota; Agaricomycetes; Cantharellales; Ceratobasidiaceae. The record is from RefSeq and is a predicted model, not a curated record.
AUGUCAUCCAACCUACAAAUUGAUGCGGGAGUGUACUAUGGCCGUCUGGCGUACCCACACUCUAGACCAACGACUCCUUUUUACAUGGUUUUCCCGGCAGGGAUCCGCAAUAAUGCACAGUGCUUUGUCCUCAGUUCAUUUGCAAAGGAUGCUAAUGGAGUCAUCAACCGGGAGUUUACGAGUAUUGUUCCUCGGAUUAGCAUGCUGAACAAUACAGAUUUCGUGCUAGGCAGCGCAGGGGGAGUUUUGGACGAGUAUUACUGUUUCAAAGGAAAAUUCUUGAACGACGGAGAGGAAAUUGAACUCGAUAUGUUGGAUCCCAAUGAGGAGUUCUGCACAAAGAUUCAACUUACCAAAGAGUACAAGAGUCGCAAAUGA